Molecule: messenger RNA, 1325 nt
Organism: Ictalurus furcatus (blue catfish)
Lineage: Eukaryota; Metazoa; Chordata; Actinopteri; Siluriformes; Ictaluridae
Gene: lamp3
Product: lysosome-associated membrane glycoprotein 3
Exons: 7
Coding region: 113-985 (290 amino acids)
Cellular component (GO): membrane
Source: RefSeq, a predicted model, not a curated record
UAACAAUAAACAACAAAAAAGAACAACAGAAUCAAGCAAUAAGAGGAGCAGAGCAAAAGAUGAUAAUGACUGAACAAACACAUAUAGGAAGAGACCUCCUACUGCUGUGGACAUGAUGGCCCUCCCCAUGAAGGAUGUCCCCAUAAGAGUAGCAGCACUUUUAAACAGAAUACCCAGAAAUAUCAGAAGCAGAGCAGUUUCAUUUCUCAAGAUGACUAAUGCACAACGCAUUGCCAUGCGCUUUUUCAUCCUCGCUGCUCUGCUGUUUGUGGGAAACAGUGUGUCAUCUGAAGUUGAUGACUCUUUGAGCUCUGAGGUGUUUCUGAACCAGGAUAGAAAGUCUCAGCACAACAUGUCCAAGAAACCAAGCCUCCAGCCCAAAGAGAGCAAGCCUCUUAUAGAAACAUACAUGCUGAAGAAAGACGGCCGUGUGUGUGUGAUGGCCAGGUUCGGCAUGGAGUUUGUGGUAAAAGAGGACAAGAAGACAUUGUAUUUCAACAUGGACCCCAACUCCACAAAAGCGACGGGAUUCUGCGCAAACAAAAAAAUUGUUCUCUCGCUCGAAUUUGAUGGAGGGAAUCUGGAAUUUACAUUCAUCAAGGACGGUGAUAAGUCAUAUGUUCAGACGCUGAGAGCGCUGCUGGAGCCUGAGCCUUCCUGUAAACAAUGCAAAGGUAAAAGCUACCCUGGUAUUUUGGACCAUGAAAAGCUCUUUGAGACCACCAAGGUGAAGAGCUUCAAGUGCCAAUCGCAGACUACAUUAAAACUGGCCGAAAAUCUGAUGAUUAAACUAAUCCCUCUGAAGAUUCAAGCGUUUGACCUGCCCAAGGGCACUUUUGGAGAAGAGACGGAGUGCUUGGCCGACUACACCAAGAGGAUCAUACCCAUUGUGGUGGGUGCUGUAGUCGCAGGAAUCGUCCUCAUUUCGGUUCUGGUGUAUGUGCUCAUGCGUGAACGCCGUUCUCAAGGCUACGAACAACUCUGAUUGUGAUCAACAUCAAAACCUCAGGAAACAACACUGUUUUACACCCCAAAGCUAUCAAAAACCAUCCUGUUUUAUUCUAGGCACUGAAUACUCCAUGAUGACGCCUUCAGAAUGUUGUAACAAAAGGUUUACCUACCAUCAUAUGCUAAAAAUUUGAUUAAAAAAAGUUGACAUGUUUCCACCAUUCAGAAAUGUGGGUCUUUAUGCUUUGACUGUUGGCUGUAUAUGAAUGAUAAAUGUGUAUUAAUGUAGGCCUCAUUUGUGGUUAAUUUUACUUUUAUGUAUAAAUUCUAGAUUGUUUUAUUACUAGCAAUAAAAUGUAGAGGAAUUGAAUGUGGAA